AUGUCCAGUCGAGGCAGAUCAGAAUUGAGUCAAGAACAAAGGGAAACCAGAUGGUCUGGUAAGCCGGCAAGAACGAAGGAAUUCAGUCAGGUCAAAUUAGAAACUGUUGUCACUGGCCAUCUAACUCAAGAACAACUAGAUGCUUACCAACAAGUGUUUCGAAUCGAAGAAAUCUCCGACAUUUUAAGAAAAUCACAGCAGCAACACAGACUGUUACUUGAAUUCUUACCUUCGUCGCAUGUGAAACAAGGAUCCAACUAUAAAAGAGACCCAUCGCCACCACCAAAAUACGAUAAACAAGGUAAUAGAAUCAACACUAGAGAACAACGUAUACGAGAGGAGUUGGAAAAGGAAAGACAUGAGCUAGUGGAAUUAGCUGCCUCAAACAUCAAAAACUACAUUGCUCCUUCUGAUUACAGGAAGCCGGCAAAGACCUUUGAAAAACUAUACAUACCGGUCAAGGACUAUCCUGAUAUCAAUUUCGUUGGUUUCUUAAUAGGACCAAGAGGGAGGACAUUGAAACGUUUGCAAGAUGAAAGUGGAGCACGGCUACAGAUACGUGGUAAAGGUUCUGUUAAGGAAGGUAAAUCGACACAAAUGGCAAUAGAGGAUAAUUCGUCAACCGGUGCAGACUCGGUUGAAGACGACUUGCAUGUUUUGAUUACAUCCGACUCACAACAAAAGAUUGCUAAAGCUGUAAAGCUAGCUAAUGAAGUGAUUGAAAAGUUGGUCUUCUCCCCCGUGGGCCAAAAUGAGUUGAAGAGGGAACAAUUGAAAGAAUUGGCUGUUUUGAAUGGUACUUUACGAGAAACGAAACCAUUUGAUCCAGAAGCCUAUCAGAGGAGACAGCAACGAUCAUUCGAUAUUACAAAAAUUGUCUGUAAAAUAUGUGGUAAAGUUGGUCACUAUGCAAGAGAUUGUAAUCAAAAAACACCCAGUGCAGGAGAUCAUCCAAGACAGGGUAUUGACUCUUAUACUCCCAGCUCAAAUUUAAAUCAAGAUAUAUCGGAACAGGCGUGGAAGAAGCACAAACCGGAGUUACCCUUACCCCCGUGGCAAGCAUCCAGCUCUCAUGGUGGGAAUCCACCUGUACCUGUGCCACCACCAUCAAUUACACACCCUGGCCAUCUUCCUCCACCUCCUUCAGUCCCUACUCCUGGCCAUCUUCCUCCACCUCCAGCACUAUCACAACCAGGAUCAACUUUGCCGCCUAUCCCCAACCAACCGACCGCUUCAAGUAGCAAGCCACCUCCACCAUCAGCACAGAAGCCCGUGCCUCCACCACCUGCACCACCUACGAGUAAAAAACCACCGCCGCCACCUGCACCACCAUCAUCUCGACCACCACCGCCUCCUUCAAAAUAA
This is a messenger RNA of Lodderomyces margitis, 1365 nucleotides long. RefSeq names its product mRNA splicing protein. The record is from RefSeq and is a predicted model, not a curated record. The transcript has a single exon. Gene Ontology annotation, cellular component: nucleus. Gene Ontology annotation, molecular function: mRNA binding; zinc ion binding. Gene Ontology annotation, biological process: regulation of mRNA splicing, via spliceosome. NCBI's taxonomy places the organism in Eukaryota, Fungi, Ascomycota, Pichiomycetes, Serinales, Debaryomycetaceae. The coding region runs from base 1 to 1365 and encodes 454 amino acids.